Messenger RNA from Staurois parvus, 350 nucleotides. The record is from the annotation of a GenBank genome assembly. NCBI's taxonomy places the organism in Eukaryota, Metazoa, Chordata, Amphibia, Anura, Ranidae.
CAUAAAAUUGUCCAAAAUGUCUUGGUAUGCUGAUGCCUUAAGCGUUCUAUUCACUGGAACUAGUGACUCUCCAGACAGUUGGCGACUUCUGCACAAUGUACACUUCAGCACUGACCCCGCUCUGUCAUUUUAUGUGGCCUACCACUUCGUGGAUGAGUUGCUGCUGUUCCCAGUUGCUUCCACUUUGUUAUAAUACCACUAACAGUUGACCGUGGAAUGUUUAGUAGCAAUGAAAUUUCACGAAUGGACUUAUUGCACAGGUGGCAACCAAUCACGGUAUCAUGCUUGAAUUCAUUGAGUUCCUGAGAGCGAUCCAUUCUUUCACAAAUGUUCAUAGAAGCAGUCUGCAU